Molecule: messenger RNA, 5445 nt
Organism: Orussus abietinus
Lineage: Eukaryota; Metazoa; Arthropoda; Insecta; Hymenoptera; Orussidae
Product: protein pangolin, isoforms A/H/I/S
Exons: 6
Coding region: 584-2017 (477 amino acids)
Biological process (GO): canonical Wnt signaling pathway; regulation of transcription by RNA polymerase II
Cellular component (GO): beta-catenin-TCF complex
Molecular function (GO): DNA-binding transcription factor activity, RNA polymerase II-specific; RNA polymerase II cis-regulatory region sequence-specific DNA binding
Source: RefSeq, a predicted model, not a curated record
GUGCACCCGCCUCCCACCGGGGAUAAUCAAUCGUAACACCGUGGUGAUUCCUGGCUAGGACGGCGUCGAUGUGAAAUGCGCGCCGGCCAGUGCCGUGGGCCUCGAGCGCUCCUUGAGGACCAAGAGGGCUCGGAGGUGAAGCGGCGAGGGUCUAGCUCGAAUAAUAAACCGCGCGGCGUUGACGGACGCGAUUGUUAAAUAUCGCGUGCGGCGAUGGAGCCAUUAAAAUCGUCGAGGGAAGUGGGAUAGUGAGGCGGAGGAAAUGGACGCGAGGGCCGAGUCCUACGAGACACUCUAAUCGAAAUCGGAAGGUCGAAAUGUCGAGGGAAGCCUGAAUUCCACGAGCGAGGUUCGAAGCAUGCAGAGAGUCAUAUGUUGGAUGAUCUUGUGAUCUUGUGGAGGAAUUGCGGUUGAGUACGUGGAGAAUGUAAUGGCUGUGGAAGGGGAUAACGUGCCAAUGAAUUCUAGUCAGAACGGGGCAGGAUCCUGUCCUAAAAUACAUGGAUCGAUGGGUCUAGUCAUAGCAUAGCGAAGCAGCUACCUCGAAGAGGUAUCGGGCUUGGAUAGAAUAUUUUACGUGGCGAUGGAGUCCGAAUGCCCGGAGCCAUUAAAUUUAGUCAUAAAGAAGGAUGGCAAUGGAAGCGACUCGACGUUCAUCGAGGAGAAUCUGGUGUCUUCGAUAAAGAGGAUCGAAGAGGAUGGUGGCGAUACCAGGGUACCGGAGAACGUGACCUUCCUGCAGGAUGCGGUUAAAUCUAAUGAAUCUAAUUUACCCACUGCGGACCACAAGAUUCUCACGGCUCUGUAUAUGAGCAGUCUUAUGCAAAUGUCUAAUAUGACCGUUCCAAGAAGCGUGACUCCUCCGUCGUUCGGGGCUCAGCACAAUUUUAUGCAACUCCUUGCCAUGGUCGAAGCCAGGCAUCGCAUGUGGCAACACAUGAGUUGGUCGGUGCCGCAGAACUUCUUGAGGAAUCCUCUUGGUUUGCCUCAGCCUUAUUUCGAUAGUCCCGUGGCAAAUUUGUCCGAACAGUUGUGCAAUUCUCAAAAUUCCACACCGGCCUAUUCCUUGCCUUCGGUUAAGCACGAGCCUACGAAUCACGAUACGAAGCAACCUUAUUUUAAACGGUCUACGAUAGAGCAGAAAAAUUCUACGUCAUUAGCUACGGACAACACAAAGACUCAGGAUACGGGCCAGCAGAACAAUCAAGAUAAAAAGAAACCCCACAUAAAAAAGCCUUUGAACGCGUUUAUGCUGUACAUGAAGGAAAUGAGGGCAAAAGUUGUAGCGGAAUGUACCUUGAAAGAGAGUGCUGCGAUCAACCAAAUAUUGGGAAGACGAUGGCACUCGCUAAGCCGGGAGGAGCAGGCGCGGUAUUAUGAGGCGGCCAGGCAGGAGCGCCAUCUGCACCAGCAACGCUACCCCGGCUGGAGUGCCAGGGAUAACUACGGAUACGGCAGCAAGAAGAAGAAGAGGAAGAAAGAGCGCUCCGCAGAUCCCACCGGAGGUAACAACAUGAAGAAGUGCCGAGCCAGGUACGGAUUAGACCAGCAGAGCCAGUGGUGCAAGCCCUGCAGACGUAAGAAGAAAUGUAUCAGGUACAUGGGGGAGGGAGGAGAUGGAGACGGCGAGGCCGACGGAGAGGGCGAGGACGACCACUCGGAGGACAACCUCGGCAGCGUGGGGGAGGCAGGCACUCCCGAGGAAGACGAGUCGCUGAGCAGUCCCGGAGGUCUGUCGGCGCUGUCCAGCCUGGCGAGUCCGUCUCUGGUGCUGCCGUCGCCCUCCAGCUUGGCCAGCCCCUGCCCCUGCCCCCUGACGCCCCCGGUGCCCCCGCCGCCCCUGGGGGCCGGCUCGGCGCAGCCCACGCCGCCCCCGCCGCACCGCAACCCGGUCGGAACCAACCCCCACGACAUCAACAACCCCCUCAGCGUUAACCAGCUGACCGGACAGUGCAUUAAGAGCGACGUGGGCCCGGCGCCCUCGGGCCCCUCCAACCCUGCGAUCAGCGUCACGUAGCCCCACGGGGCAACCCCACGUGGCAAGACUCUGACGCUCGGGGUCUUCGGGGUUCGACUACGCAGGGCGCCCUCGGACUCGCUGGACAGUCGCCGCACCUAGGGCGAGACUGGGAGCCGGGGUGGUUAGAUGGACGGGGCUUCCUGGGGUGGGGGGAUCGUCGGACAGGGGGUCCGACAGGGCCCAUGGGUCCCUGAAGGGAGCCAAACAAGAUCGGUCGGGUCCGUUGCGUUCAAUUCCGGUGAUUUUUUUUCCGGCGUUUUGUUCCUCCCGUUCGCGACUUCCCGGGUACACUGGCCGCGGGAGGUCGGGUUCCGAGAGGGAGGCGACGGUGGCUCGGAGAUGGCGGACCGGUCGAUCAGGGGUAGAGUCGGGUAUGGUGGUAAGAUCUAGGAAGGUGGAAAAUUAUCGCCUCGAUACGCCCUUAGGCUCGUUACCUUAUGACGCGGGUAGUUAAAGAUGGGUAAUCGUUGUCCUCGAGAGAGCAGACUGUUUGAAUUCCAAGUUUUAGAAUUUAUCGACGAGCGUUGCUGGCGAGGGAUUUAUCGUCCUAGACUCGCCGAGCCACCGUCGAGGUCUCGAGGCAUCUCGCGCUAUGAUGCGUUUAGCAGGGAAGAUUGCGUUCUUUGAGUCAACCGUGUCCUUGAUCAUCUCAAAAAUCAGCUUAGAAGCCAUCUCUGCGAAAACUGCGAUCAUCGGACCGAACGUGCUCCGGAUGGGACGAGGUCGACCGACCCUGAAGGGAUCCGUAGACCAAUCCACGUAGGCUGGUUGCCGACCCGACCAGCGCACCCAUGGAACCAGCAUGGACACCGAGUUCCGGCGGAAGUCGACCCUGCCAACCGGAAGCCAGCUCGCGAGGCCAACCCUGUCGCCAGGUGAUGGCUGGUCCCGUAGAUGGGUAACUCGCGGGGCCGGCCCACGGACACCUCCUCUCGGGGGUCUUUGAAAUCCGCGAUGGGACCGCUCUCCGGUGCCCAUCGACCCCUUUAACCAGGAGGCCGAGACGCCGUGGGUGGACCGAGGCCGAAGAGGAACCGGGCUCCGGUGUGCGGAGGAGGCUGGACACCCCAUCCUGACGAUGGGAUCCGUCCGUGGGGUCGGUAGGGAUCCAAGAAGACGACCAAGCCGAGGUGAGUUCGGCCUCGCUCCGUGGAAGAGGCGACGAACGCGCGAUUCGUCCGCGAGAAGACGAUGCGAAAAUACUCAGGACCAAGUGUCUGGCUGCUGUCACUCACUCGAAAGGGGAUGCAAGCACUCUCGUCUGCCGAGAUCGACCUUUGACCCUUCACUGGGGAUGGACCGGUGAGCAAAGGUGCGGUCAGGACCGACUAGGUGAAGUGCGCGUGACCGCAGCUCGUAGUCCUUGUUACGUUGUGAUGCCAAUGACUGAGAGGUCAUGUUCCUGUGCCAGGUACUAUAUUCUAUAAAUGAUUAUAUCUCGCAGACGUAGCUAAAGAGUUAAGUGAUAGCGUUUAUUAUAUUCAUUCUCAUUUGUAUUCUCGACGUCACGUGUCAAAGUACCCACGCGCCCAGGCCCCUCUCUUCCUUCCCUGCUCUCCUACCCUCCCCCCGUUCCCUGUAUGUAAUUUGUUAUUUUUUUAAAAGUCUAUACACAUUGCCGAUUAAGUAGAGCGUAAGGCCCUCUUUAGUGCGACGUCGUUACUUUUUAGGGCGCGACCGGAACGAACGUUCGCCGCCCUGCAAUGUACCCUGCCAAAUUGUCCUGAUCCUCGAACUGCGACCCCUGGCUCCUCGUUGCCGACCCGAUAAGCAUGUUCGCCGAUUGGCAGGUUCGUUUCUCGGUUUUUAAUAAACCUCGGUGACCUUGUACGUGGAUCCUCGUGAUACUAAAUGAGGCUCGUCGAUCUCGAGACGAGACGUGCCUCGGUCUUCAACCUUCUCCCCGAGUUUCGCUGCGCGUUGUCCGAUUAAAUUAAUUCGAACGACCCGAUCGGUGCUUCUUACAUUUUACUCCUAAUUGGGAGCUGCUUGUCAAACCUAUGUAUGAUAUUUAAAUUGAUCUUCGAACCGCGCAGCGUCACUCGUUCACCUUGCGCUUCCAACCGAAUGGAGAGCGAGGCACUUCGCUGAUCUCUGACAUCUUAAAAAUUUCAAAUGUCUCUUAUGUUUCUUUAACUAUAUUCCCUGAUUUUCUAUCCAUUUCACGGACAUCCACGUUCCAGUUGUCGAGCGGUUCGGACUUGCCUGAGCUAGGAAUGCCAGAGGAAAUCAGAACUGGACACCGAUUUUCCCUAACCUGAAUCCGCUUAAACUCGUAACGUUAAUUGAUAUUUCACUGAUAAUACUUAACACUUCUGGUCAAUGUUUAUCCCUAAUUUGGGCGACUUUCUGGCAUUCCUGAGACUAUAAUUAUUGAUCUCGGGCCGGUAUCGGGGGAGCUUUUCUCGUCUCUUGUAUUUCGACCGUGCCAAUCCGCAGCAUCCGAAAAACAUGGAUUUUCGGGCAUGUUCAAUUGAGUUUGUAUAGAGACAUAGCAGUAUCGGAUUGCUCGCAGAGUCUUCCACCAGCGCGCGUGCUGCUUCCUUUAGCAAUAAUUAGGAAACGCGAAAACGCGAACAUUUCCGCGUAGAGCGAUCGACCUCCUUGGUUCGCGACUUUGAUCUCCGCAGACCCGGGCACCUACUCGAAAUAGUUUUAGCCAAGAUCUUCUGGGAGUCGAUAUCGGUGGUAAUCCGUUAAUCGGUUGUUAAAAGAGCCACGGCAACGCGCGCUGCCAAAUGUAGAGCCACGUUAGCCGAUAAAAAAUUGUACUCGUAGUUAAGUCAAUUCUGUAUGAAGUUAUUCCAAGUAGAUGCCCAGAUCUGGAUCUCCGGUGGGUCGCCACAAUAUUUAACGGUCCCUUUAUCAAUAAUUUCCCCUUCCUGCGAUCUUUUGUCCCGAGGACUGCCAAGACGAGGAAGCUGCGAGUGAUCUCUUGCUGAUCGAGAAAUUCUCACGGCCCCCAACUACGUUUCUUCCCUCCUCCUUCUUCUUUUUUCUUCCCCCCCCCCUUUUUUUUUUCAUUCGUUUCCAUCGCGUUUAAUUGCAUGACCUUUCGGUGCAAUCUAUUUUACCAUUUUACCAACCAAAAAUGCAAUAGGAAUCUUAUAACGAUUGUUUGAGCGUUCAUUUUUAGGAAGCAGCUAAUUGUACAUAAUGAGUAAAUACGUUUAAGGUGCAUUUAUUGUGAAGAUGGGAAAGUGCAAUGGAGGAUUUUAAUAUCGAGGACAAAUUGUAUACGCUAAUACGAAUCGGAGGUGCGAGAGAGAGAGAGAAAGUGUGCGAAUGAGAGAUAGUCAUGAGUGUGUAUAGCGAGCGGAAGGCAUCUCGACUGAAGAAAAAAAAAAAAUCUAUUGUCUGUAUAGCGAUCCCACGUAACCGCUGUAAACGCGUCACUGAAUAGUAAACUAAACGUGCCAUACGAA